AUGCUGCCCUUUCUUGAGAUCAUCACAUUCCCAAACGUCCUCGAAUCCCUGGUAUUGGAGCAGGCAGUUGGGAAAAUCUACAAUGUCCUUUUUGGCAACACUGAAAGGCGAGGCAUUGCCCUUCUUGGCUUUCUCAUCAAUGUGUUUUCGAAUAGAGAACAGCCGACGACCGAAACCCUUAAUCACUUCGAGUUGUCACUCGUCGUUUACUGGCAGAUUAUCAAACUUAAUUCCCUUGCCUUUACCCAUGAGCCUUUCGAACCCGUGGCAAUGAGAUUUGCGGAAAUAUUUAAAGAUUUCAUUCGGAAGACACUGUGGACCUUCUCCAAAUCGCCAGGACCUACCUGGAACGUAUAUUUCACCAUCUUGACAUUGACAGCACAACCGCCAGGUGGACGCCAUGACAAUGAUUCUACGGACAUAUGCGACGUGCAAAUCAUGCCUACAUUUGAGGAGAUCCUAUCACCGCAAAGUGAGUAUCUGCCGGCAAAGGAUCCCCGUCAGUGGCACAUUGGGGGUGCCACUGGGGUUCUCAACAGAAACUUCCGACUCCUCAGGGAAAAUACAGUUGGUCAAUUGAGGGACUCCAUAUACGGUAAAAAGGGGGAGUGGGUCCAUCCACGGAAAUUUGGUGCCAUAAGCGAGAGCUGA
Aspergillus ruber CBS 135680 is the source of this 651-nucleotide messenger RNA. RefSeq lists its product as uncharacterized. NCBI's taxonomy places the organism in Eukaryota, Fungi, Ascomycota, Eurotiomycetes, Eurotiales, Aspergillaceae. The coding region runs from base 1 to 651 and encodes 216 amino acids. The record is from RefSeq and is a predicted model, not a curated record. The transcript is spliced from 2 exons.